CAGACAUGUGUCUUAGUGGCUGAGCCCUCCUGUUCCCAUUGCUGGGGGUCAGGACGCCUCUCACUCUGGCCUGCCAUGGCCAAUGCCAGCCUGCGGCCGCUGUGCCCCCUCCUGGAGCAGAUGAGCCAGCUGGGAAGCCACAGCAACUCCAGCCUGCGCUACAUGGACCACGCCUCGGUGCUGCUGCAUGGGCUGGCGGCCCUGCUGGGACUGGCUGAGAACGGGCUCAUUGUCUUCGUGGUGGGCUGCCGCAUGCGCCAGACCGUGGUCACCACCUGGGCGCUGCACCUGGCCCUGUCCGACCUGCUGGCCUCGGCCUCGCUGCCAUUCUUCACCUACUUCCUGGCCGUGGGGCACUCGUGGGAGAUGGGCACGGCCUUUUGCAAGCUGCACUCAUCCGUGUUCUUCCUGAACAUGUUCGCCAGCGGCUUCCUGCUCAGCGCCAUCAGCCUGGACCGCUGUGUGCGCGUGGUGCGCCCGGUGUGGGCGCAGAACCACCGCUCCGUGGCCGCGGCGCGCAGGGUGUGCGCGGUGCUGUGGGCGCUGGCGCUGCUCAACACUGUGCCCUACUUCGUGUUCCGCGACACCAUCCGGCGGCGCGAUGGCCGCACCAUGUGCUACUACAACGUGCUGCUGCUGGCACCGGACGGAGACCGCGACGCCACUUGUGGUGCGCGGCAGACGGCGCUGGCGGUCAGCAAGUUCCUGCUGGCCUUCGUGCUGCCGCUGGGCUUCAUCGCUGCCAGCCACGCGGUGCUGAGCGUGCGCCUGCGCCGCCGGCCCCAGGGCGGACCCCGGCCCGGGCGCUUCGCUCGCCUGGUGGCUGCGGUGGUGGCGGCCUUCGCGCUCUGCUGGGGCCCCUACCACGCCUUCAGCCUGCUGGAGGCGCACGCGCACGCCGUGCCCGCCCUGCGGCCGCUGGCCUGGCGUGCACUGCCCUUCGUCACCAGCCUGGCCUUUGUUAACUGCGUGGUCAACCCGCUGCUCUACGUGCUCACCUGCCCCGACGUGGGCCGCAAGCUGCGCCGCUCGCUGCGCGCUGUGAUCGAGAGCGUGCUGGUGGAGGACUGCGAGACCGGUUCCCGCCGGCGCCGGCGCGGCUCCUCCUCCCCAGGAGUCACCUCGGCGUCCUCCUCAUUGUCGCUGGCUCCAGCCAGCGGCCAGACCUGCUCCCUGCUCCGCUGGUUGCGGGGCUCCCGGGGGACGGGAAGCGACAGUAUGCCCAGCUCGGCCUCCGGGUAGGGGUGGGGUAGGGCGCAGCUGCGUGGGCGCUGGC
Octodon degus (degu) is the source of this 1276-nucleotide messenger RNA. It is a transcript of the gene Ptgdr2, whose product is annotated as prostaglandin D2 receptor 2. Gene Ontology annotation, cellular component: plasma membrane. The transcript is spliced from 2 exons. NCBI's taxonomy places the organism in Eukaryota, Metazoa, Chordata, Mammalia, Rodentia, Octodontidae. Gene Ontology annotation, molecular function: complement receptor activity; G protein-coupled receptor activity. Bases 76 to 1242 code for a protein of 388 amino acids. Gene Ontology annotation, biological process: complement receptor mediated signaling pathway; positive regulation of cytosolic calcium ion concentration; phospholipase C-activating G protein-coupled receptor signaling pathway. The record is from RefSeq and is a predicted model, not a curated record.